AUGAAUGACGAUAAAAGUAAAAAAUCUUUAAAAUUUAAAACACUUGAUGAAAUUAAAAAUGAUGCUCUUUAUGAUUUAAAUCCUUUCUCAAAAAAACGACGAUCACAAUUAAAUACAUCUGUAACGACAACAACAGCAGCAGCAAUAUCAAAAAUAAAUGACGAGAAUAAUAUAGAAGAUCAAGUUAUUACUGAUUCAGAUAAUGGCGAUGAUUCAGAUGAUGAAGUUACAGGAGGAAUUAAUGAAAAAUCAAUAACAACAAGUGGACAAAAAAAACAAAAACAACGAAAGACAUACGCAUCAGAAUUAUUACCAAUGGGUUCUGGUGAUGAUCCAUCAAAAUCUAUGAUUUCAUUAUCAAAUUAUCUGAUGAAAAAACGUAAAUGGCCAUAUCGAGGAUGGCAUAAACGUUUUUUUGUUUUACAAAAUGGUUCAUUAAUCUAUGGAAAAUCAGAACAAGAAAUAAAACGUGGACGAUAUAAUGGUAAAUGUGAUAUAGGUUUAUGUAUUGUUACAUUUAUUCGUGAAUUACAACGAAUAAAUAUUGAUGAAACAAAUUCUGUAUAUCAUAUAAAAAUAAAAGAUAAAAAAACGUUUGAACAAUGGCUUGAACAAAUAGCUAUACAUCGGAAUAAUCGACAAAAAAUACUUGAACAACAAAGUCCAUUAAUUAAAAAAUUAGAUUCAUUUGAUGACAUAAAAAAUGAAAAUAAUACAAAUAUUCAAUCAUCAAAUGAUAAUACUACACCAUCAUCUGAUCGUUUAUUUUAUAAUGAUUUUGCUGAUAUUCAAAUACAAUUAAGUAGUCUAUCGGAUAUUCUUGAACAAAUUAAGAUCAAUACUACAAUAACAACAACAACAACAACAUCAAGUGUAUCUUCAAGAUCGAUUGAUGGUGGGAAGACAAGUGGUGGGCAUACACCAUCUGCUAGUAUAAGUAGUAUAAAUUCUUUUACAUUACCUGAUGCUCAACGACAAGACUACUUUGAAAUGUCCAAAAAAGUUUUUGAUAAUCUCAAUAAUCUGUACAAACGAUUAUCUGUUCUUGCUAUAGAACAACAGCAACAACAACAACAACAACAACAGCUAACUAACUCAGCAUCUAUCGGAACCAGUAAUACUCUUCAAUCAAUAUCAUCCUCAUCGACGAUUAUGUCUCGACAUGGAUCGAUUUUUUAUGAUGCGCCUGAAGCUCUUAGUUGUCUUAUUUUAAAUGAAGAUAAAGAUGAAAUCGAGAAAAUGUCCGAUUCUGACUCAUCAAGUUGUGGUGAUGAUGAAAGCCAUGCAGAUGAUAUAUCUCGUCAAUCAGCUAUUCCACCUCAAUUAAAACCACCACAAAUUCAAUGGCGUCGUUCAUCAUUACCAGCAUAUGCGCCAGAUACAUCGAAUAUUGGUUUAUGGAAUAUUAUGCGUAAAGCUAUAGGAAAAGAUUUAUCUCGUGUUGCUAUGCCAGUUAUAUUAAAUGAACCAUUAGGUUUAUUACAAAAAUUAUGUGAAGAAAUGGAAUAUUCAGAUUUACUUGAUCGUGCAUCACAAAUUGACGAUGGUCAUUUACGUCUUGUUUAUGUUGCUGCAUUUAUUGUCUCGACAUAUUCAUCAAAUUAUUAUCGAACUGGAAGAAAAAAUUUUAAUCCAUUAUUAGGUGAAACAUAUGAAUGUAUACGAGAAGAUAAAGGAUGGAAAUUCAUUGCUGAACAAGUUAGUCAUCAUCCACCAAUAAGUGUUUGUAGUUGUAUUUCACCAAAUUUUAUAUUUUCACAAAAAUUACAAGCAAAAGUUAAAUUUUGGGGAAAAUCAAUGGAAAUCUUUCCGGAUUCAACUAAUACAUUAAUAUUUCCAAAAUAUAAUGAAACAAUCACAUGGAAUAAAUGUACAAUGUGUAUACAUAAUGUUCUAUCACCAGAACGAUGGAUUGAUCAUUAUGGUGAUGUUCUUGUUGAGAGUUCAUUUGGUAAUAAAGCUCGAAUUAGUUUUAUACAGAGUGAUUAUCGAACACGUUUAAAUAAUGCAGCUGGUGAUAUUGAAGAUGCUACAGGAAAAGUAGUACAUAAAAUAUUUGGUCAUUGGCAUGAGAAUAUUUUUUGUGGAAAUGAUCAAACAGCUAAAUGUAUUUGGAGACAGAGCGCUGUACCGGAAAACUCUAAACAAUAUUAUGGUUUUACUCGAUUUGCUAUUGAAUUAAAUGAAUUGAAUGAUGAUCUUCGACAACAAUUGCCACCAACAGAUACACGUUUUCGACCAGAUCAACGUUUACUUGAAGCUGGUCAAAUUGAUCAAGCUGAAAAAGAAAAAGCUCGUAUUGAACAAGCUCAACGAUCACGUUCUUCAACUGGCCUAUGUCCAAAAUGGUUUAAACAAGAUGGUGAUUCAUUUAAUCUUGUUAAUAAUGAAGAUCCAUCACAUAAUUAUUGGAAAAAACGUGAAGAAAAUUGGUCUAAUGUAGAAUUUAUACAAUUAUGGUAG
Adineta steineri is the source of this 2463-nucleotide messenger RNA. The record is from the annotation of a GenBank genome assembly. Lineage: Eukaryota; Metazoa; Rotifera; Eurotatoria; Adinetida; Adinetidae.